AACAGCUAAUCAUUCUUUACGUACCAUCUAGGAAGCCGCGAGCAACUAGACUGAUCUCUUCCGCUAGCUCGGGCAAGACUCGCGCUCCAAUAGCCCAGAGUGCGAUGACUACUGACACCUCGAUUAGUCUCCAAAAGCGGGGUCUGAAGAUAAAAGAGGGUUGUCACCUUGCGGUGGCGACUGUUUUUGUUGACUGUGGACAGUUGACUGUCUCGCCUGCUUGCCAAGCUCCCAGCCGAACCGAGUUGCCUGAAAGCUUCUGCCUUUUAUGUUGGUGGACUCUUUCCUUAUCAGCUGCAAAUAAAAUGACACGUUACUCCUGCUUUGAGAACGUUCUAUUGGUGACGACUACCUUAUCUGACACAUUAUAUUUAAUAGUAGGGCUGCAAUGGUUUCUUCCUCUUCACUUCAUCCCCUGGAAGUAG
Molecule: messenger RNA, 425 nt
Organism: Frankliniella occidentalis (western flower thrips)
Lineage: Eukaryota; Metazoa; Arthropoda; Insecta; Thysanoptera; Thripidae
Exons: 3
Coding region: 105-425 (106 amino acids)
Source: RefSeq, a predicted model, not a curated record